Molecule: messenger RNA, 1137 nt
Organism: Aspergillus luchuensis
Lineage: Eukaryota; Fungi; Ascomycota; Eurotiomycetes; Eurotiales; Aspergillaceae
Exons: 1
Coding region: 1-1137 (378 amino acids)
Molecular function (GO): oxidoreductase activity, acting on the CH-OH group of donors, NAD or NADP as acceptor
Source: RefSeq, a predicted model, not a curated record
AUGCCGCCCACCCUCAUCUUCCUUACCGGCGCAACAGGCCUAAUCGGCUUCCGCAUACUAGUUCUCUGCCUGCAACAUGGCUACCGAGUCCGCGUCGCCCUGCGCACCCUCAGCGCCAAACACCGCAUCCUCAAUACGCCAUCCAUAAAAUCCCUCUCCACAACCAAUCCCGCCCUCACAACCACCCACCUAACCUUCACCGAAAUCCCCGAUCUAACCAUGCCCUCCGCCUUCUACCCAGGUCGCGCCCUACAAGACGUAACAGACAUCAUCCACGCCGCCGCCCCAAUCGCCUCCGCAGACCCCGCAUCCAUCGGCCAGAACCUAGAAGCGCACUACAUCCACCCCACAAUCAACACCUGUCUGAACCUCCUCUCCUCCGCACGCGCCCAAUGCAGCGUCAAACGCCUCAUCCUGACAUCCUCGCUCGCCGCCCUAAUUGACCACACAGAAGAUACAGAGGACACGGUGCACGCGGCCACCACGCGCGCAGUCAAUGUUCAGGCCCCGCCGUACUCUUCGCCAUCGGAGGCUUAUACCGCUGCCAAGGUUGGCGCGCUGAAGAGGGUCGAGGACUGGGCGAGAUGGGAGAAACCGGCGUUUGAUGUCGUGCAUCUUGCGCCCGGGCAUGUGUUUGGGGUGAAUGAGCUUGUUGAUGACCCGCGGGAGUUGCUGGGUGCUGGGUCGAAUCGGAUUAUACUUAGGGCUGUUGUUGAGUCUGGAUGUAGAUUUGAAUCAUCCCUUCAGAUUCAGACGCAGACAGCGCCAGCGCCAGCGCCAGAACCAGGGGUUACAGUGCACCUAGACGACGUGGCGGAAGCGCACGUGCGCACGCUGAACCCAUCCAUCCCGGGAAACAGACUGUACAUUCUGAGCUCGGGCACGGAAAUGGGGACGCAGUUGGAUGAGUGUUUUGGGGUUGUGGCGCGGUGGUUCCCAGAGGCUGUUGAGAGGCGAGUCUUGCGGGGGAAGGGGAGUCUGCCGUCGUCGGUAUUUAGGGUUGAUGCGCAGGAGUCGGCGAAGAUUCUGGGAAUGGAGUUUAGGGGGUUUGAGGAGCAGGUGAGGGAUGUGGUUGCUUAUUACCUUUUGUGUUUGGAGCGGAGGGGUGGGGAAUGCACUGCGGGGAUAGGUGGGUAG